Etheostoma cragini (Arkansas darter) is the source of this 3287-nucleotide messenger RNA. RefSeq names its product gap junction protein, alpha 3 (gene gja3). The record is from RefSeq and is a predicted model, not a curated record. Gene Ontology annotation, cellular component: connexin complex. NCBI's taxonomy places the organism in Eukaryota, Metazoa, Chordata, Actinopteri, Perciformes, Percidae. The transcript has 3 exons. Gene Ontology annotation, biological process: cell communication. The coding region runs from base 631 to 2076 and encodes 481 amino acids.
UUGGCAGGGGCGUGGUGUGACACCGGACAGGCUGAUGACUCUGUGGAUUCACUCAUGCAUGGUCACACAAUGUGACAGUCCAGACAUGGCUGGAAACGGGAGGCAGCUCCGUUUAACCGAGCCUUAUCUCCGACUCCAAGCCGCCUCCAAAAACUAACAACAAAAGGAAAACUUUGCCUUGCGCAAGGCCCGGGACAGACAGCGCGCCAGGCAGACUGAAGACGUUUGUGCAUGAAUGAGUUUGAUAGGCGGCAUUAAAAAACCAAAAGAGUUUGUUGGGGUGACAGAGAGGCGACAGGUUGCGGGUUUGGUAUCAGGGAGACAGAGAGUGGGAAGGUCGCUGAAGCCGCGGGAGGUCCACACGCUUUUCAACGCACUCAAAUGAUGGCACCAAUGAUGGCAGAUGGAUUUGCUUUUCGUAUUUAAGUAUGACAUCUCCGGUCUAAAGGUAUGACGGAUAAAUACAGCUGUGAAUGCUUUCCUGUGAAUAACUGGGAGUAAAGAGAGAUCAAGUAAAUGAAGAAUGCCAUCAGGUGUCAUACACAUUGUGAACCCUAGUCGAUGGAUUUAUUACCUUUAAUACAAGAAUAUUUUACCUGUACUUUCUCCAUAGGCUAGAAAUCUUGAAGCAUGGGCGACUGGAGUUUUCUGGGGCGGCUGUUGGAGAACGCUCAGGAGCACUCAACGGUCAUCGGCAAAGUCUGGCUGACCGUCCUCUUCAUCUUCAGGAUCCUGGUGCUGGGGGCCGCGGCUGAAGAAGUCUGGGGAGACGAGCAGUCCGACUUCACCUGUAACACGCAACAGCCCGGUUGCGAGAACGUCUGCUACGACGAGGCUUUCCCCAUCUCGCACAUCCGCUUCUGGGUGCUGCAGAUCAUCUUUGUGUCCACGCCAACUCUCAUCUACCUGGGCCAUGUGCUUCACAUCGUCCGCAUGGAGGAGAAGCGGAAAGAGAAGGAGGAGGAGAUGCGCAAAGCAAACAGGUUCCAAGAGGAGAAAGAACUCCUUUAUAAAAAUGGUGGAGAAGUUGGAGGUGGAGGCGGCAAGAAGGAGAAGCCGCCAAUCAGGGACGAGCAUGGCAAAAUCCGUAUCAGAGGCGCAUUGCUGCGGACCUAUGUGUUCAACAUUAUUUUCAAGACUCUGUUUGAAGUGGGAUUCAUUUUGGGCCAGUAUUUACUCUAUGGCUUCCAGCUGAGGCCCCUGUACAAGUGUGCACGUUGGCCCUGCCCCAACACCGUUGACUGCUUCAUAUCAAGACCCACUGAAAAGACUAUUUUUAUUAUAUUUAUGCUUGUGGUGGCUUGCGUGUCUCUUUUGCUGAAUUUGUUAGAGAUCUAUCACCUUGGAUGGAAGAAAGUUAAACAGGGCAUGACAAAUGAGUUUGCCCUCGACCACGAGACACUGCGGCGUGUGAACAUUGCAGAGCCUGACUGUUUGGCCUCGACCUCCAGAACUGCCCCAUCCAGCCUCAGAUACCCAACCAACUACACAGAUGUGAAGGCGGGCAGUGGGGCGUUCCUGCCGCCACUGCGGCCAGUAGCCGUGCCCUCAGCAGCGGAGUUCAAAAUGGACAAACUCCAGCAGGAGGAGUCCCUCCGUCAGCCCUCCCCCGCUUCCCACUACUACAUAAGCAACAACAACAACCACAGGCUGGCCACGCAGCAGAACUGGGCCAACUUGGCCACCGAGCAGCAGACUCGGGAGAAGAAGGCCACCUCCCCCUGCCCCUCCUCCUCUUCCUCGACCAGCAACGACAAGGAGCAGCAGCAGCAACCCGUCGAUGCUGCACUGCUCCCUCCAACCAGCAACACCACCAGUAACACCAACAUCACCAAUUCAACUGCCGCUGCCGCCUCCAGCAGCAGCAGCAGCAGCAGCAGCAGCAGCAGCCAUUGCAGUGCAUCCAACGCAGGCAGCUGGAGCGGAGGGAGGAGCGAGCAGGAGGAAGGCCACGUCACCACCACGACUGUGGAGCUGCACGAGCCUCCAGCAACGGUCAGCACAGACCCUCGGCGGCUCAGUCGGGCCAGCAAGAGCAGCAGCAUCAGGGCAAGGCCGAGCGACCUGGCUGUUUAAAUCUCUUUGGCCCUUUCAUGUCCCUAAACCCUCCCUGACCAACACCCUGCAUCCCCAAACCCCACCCCCAAAACACAGUGAUUCUCAGACAAAACGAUCUCACAAAUGCAUAGAGCAAAAAACUGAAAGAAUCAACAAACAAAAGGAGGCAAGAUGACAGGAAGGCAGACUAACAGAAAAGGUUUAGGCUAAAGUGAGAUCAUUAGCAGUUGUUGAUUUAGUGCAAUCGGUGAGUUGCAGAGCAUGUGAAGUAGUUUGUUUUGGAUGGUCUUAAGUUAUGCAGAAAAAUUUGGUCAUGUGCUAUGAAGUCGGAAGGCUCCGCGCACAGUGAUAGAUGGAGAGAACAACAUUGUUAUGUCAUAAUUUUGCAUCAAAAUGGACACUUCUCACCAACAUGGUGUUUAUCUAUUUUUGUCUUUUUGUUGAGGAUAAAGGAACUAUUAUAAAUGAAAAUUAUCAUUUAUCAAAACAAUGACUGAAUAUUUUGUUUUAUCUGGAGGAAGCACAAGUAGCUGGCAAUGAUGUACGGAUCAGUUAUUUGAUGUGUAGCCAGAUGAUUCGCUUAUUUAUAUCUUGAACAGCUUGUUCCAGCGUUUGUCCUUUGACCUGGAAGACCUUUGUUUCAGCACUUUGGGAAUGUUACGAAACAAACACCUUUUAUGUUAAAAAAUAUAAUUCAUCAAGGAAGAAAUUUCAUCAACAAACAUUACAUGUAUUGUGUUCCUUGUAGUUGUGCAUGCCAGCAUGUGCAGCCCUACAACUCACCGAUUCACUGAAUUUUCAUGGCAAAGCUGGCUAGCUUGGUUUUACCCAUGAUCCAUUGCACUGCUUCUAGCACAGAAACAAUAGAUAUUUUAAUUAAGAUGGAAUAGAUAGGAAUGGACUGAUGUGAUACUCACAGAGUCCUUAAAAUAAACAGACAGAUUAUGGGUCAAGACUGGUGGUAGAAGUCAUCACUGUGAUGCCCAGAAUGCACCUGGAUCCCUCCAAGCACAUUGUCAACAACAUAGCAAUCUAAACGUUCUAACCAAUGCUGUUAGUUUACAAAAGAGGAAAAUAGGAGCAGGGUCACUUGCGCCUGCCUCUGUCAGCAUCGCCUUCAGUCAACAUGUCUGAACAGAAAAAAUGCUUUCCACUAAAUGCACAAAUGACAAGAUAUUGCCUUCAUAUAAUCUUAAAGCAAAUAUAUGGAAGCCACCACCUGAUAGAAA